UCCACAAUCCACAAGCAACGUAACCAAACUUUUUCUGUUUUCUAUGAAAAAUGUCAAAGGUGUUUUGAUGUGGUUUUAAAUCGAAAGCCACUCUUUCUCUUGUUUCGUAAUUAUUUUCCCGAGUGAAUUUCGAAAUGGUUUCAGAGAAAUACCUCAAUAAAGUAUUUCUAGCAUCAGACGUAUACGCGGCUUGUGUACAACAUGCCCUUACUACUGAAAGGCAGGAAAUCAUGGGCUUACUCAUAGGAGAAGUUGACGAAGACACAUAUGAGUCCCACAUCACUGCAUGUGUGAUACUACAUAGAAGUGACAAGCAGCCUGAUAGGGUUGAGAUCUCCCCAGAACAGCUGUGCACUGCGUCCAUGCAUGCAGAGCAACUGGCAAAAAAAUUAGAUAGGCCAAUUAGAGUUUUAGGAUGGUAUCAUUCACAUCCACAUAUUACGGUAUGGCCUAGUCACGUAGAUGUAAGAACCCAAUGGAUGUACCAAAGAAUGGACCCCUUGUUUGUUGGACUAAUUUUCUCAGUAUUCCAAAAUGACACUCAAAAUAGAAGUAACCAGUUACAGAUAACAUGCUUCCAGGCUAGUGAAAGAAUUUCUGAGCCUGAAAGGAGAGAAGUUGAACUAGUUAUCAAGCCUUUACCCUUCCACAAAUAUAAUCUUGAAGGUAUAGCAAAUUUACCCAGAAUACUAAUCCAGGAAGAAGUGGACUGCCAUACAAUCAAGGAUAGUGAUAUACAGGAUGAACUGGCCAACUUGCAUAAUGACUCUUUUCAAACCUUAGCUAUAGUUGACAUUGUUUCCAAAGUAUCAAAACCUCUGUGUGAAGACUUAGAAGACAGACGGAAAGCUCUCAAAGUUAGGAUAGAGGCUUUGAAGAGAUUGAAGGAGAGUUUCACAAGUACCUAG
Acanthoscelides obtectus is the source of this 908-nucleotide messenger RNA. Lineage: Eukaryota; Metazoa; Arthropoda; Insecta; Coleoptera; Chrysomelidae. The record is from the annotation of a GenBank genome assembly.